ACAUUAUAAAAAUGCUUAAUGAGUGGAUGACUCGAGAUCUUUUUUAAAUAUUAUAUAUAAUACUCACGCAUUGUCUCUGUCAGCAAUUUUCUGCCACGCUAGCUCACGUUCUUUUGCUGUUGAGACUGUAUUGCUUUUAAAAAUGUUUGUUUGUUUAUAUAUAUACUGUCAACUCUGAGUUUGACAGCUAAGUCGGUCAACCCAGAGUUGUGGUUUCAACUCAAAAGUAUGUUAACCCGGCUUUCUGAAAUCUCGCCCCCCCUUUCCAGAAAACGUCUCCCAAAGAAAACAACGACCUGCAUCAAACAGAACAGUGAACGAGGACCUGUUUUUUAACCUACGUACAUUGUUAUGAAGUGUCUCUAAAUUGGUUGUAAGCAUCAGUGGGAAAAUAUUUUUGAACGGUCAUCUAAUUCGAAAGUUUGGCGAAUAUUCGACUAUCUGACCUGAAGUUUACCGACAUCAUAUUUUUUUUUGUAUUCCCCAUAGUCAUGAAAAUUUCAGUUUCUAAAUUAAAACAUGAUUUGGUAAAUCCGAAUGAAUCAAGAUACAACCCGUAUUUCCAGUGCCAUAGCCUCCAGACUAAACGUGUAAUGUUGAGCCAGUAAAUUAUUUCAAAUCAUGUGAAUGAUCAACAUUAAUGUCGGCCAUUAGAUUUGUAGUGUUGCGACAGAGACGGAGAACUCUGAGGACAUGAAUGUAGAAAAUAAUAAUACGGCAGAAACAGUGAGGGAGCAAACGGAUCACGGCAACAACAUCAUCACAAUUCAAACCACCCUCGGAGAUGAAGAUGAAGAUGUUCACAAGUGCGGACGUUGCCAGUCCGAGUUUUGUACGCUGGAGGCUUUCAUUCAGCACAAGCUCCACCAGAACUGCACUCGGUCACGAGAGCCCCAGAUGUCUUGCCAGAAACCUCAGGAUAAAAAUCAAGAGGCUUCUGAACCAGACGCAACCUCUGGUAUCCUGGUAAGAAUUGAUGGAAGUGGAUUGUCUUCAGAUGAGCCAGAGACAUCCAACACUAAUGAUGAGGUAGAAGCUGAAGGCCAGUCCUCUCGGGGGCGCAGGAAAAGAGGUGGUGGAGGGAAGGCUGCUGGUCACACAGAGGGCACUGAUGACCACAGCCCUGACGAUUCAGACAAGCCAGUUUAUAUGGUCAACAAAGAUGGACGUUACAUUUGCCAGAUAUGUGAGAAGACAUUUAAAACCACAAACAUCCUAAGAACUCAUAUGAUCACCCACAGUGAGAAUAAGAAUUUCCCCUGUGAGCUAUGUGGGAGUGCAUUCCGCACCAAAGGCUCCCUGAUUCGCCACAACCGCCGUCACACAGAUGAGCGUCCAUACCGCUGUAACCUUUGUGGGCUCUCCUUCAGGGAGUCUGGGGCUCUUACCCGACAUCUUAAGUCAAUCACUCCCUGCACUGAGAAGAUCCGCUUCAACCAGUACAAGGAGAUCCUUGUCAGCAAGGACGGGCAGCAGAAAGGUGUGGAGGCAGAGGCAGCCUUAUUGGCUGCUCAGCAGGAAGAGGAGGAGGAGGAGCAGCAGCAGCAGGAAGAAUCACAGAUGGUCAGUGUGGUGGAGACUGACAGCGGAGGACAGGAAGUCAUCCAUGAGGUCCACUUCCACAUGGAGGUGGAAGGAGAAGGGCAGGACCAGCAGGUUUUAUUAGAACAGCCUCAGACUGGAGCCUUUUUGGCCGAGGGGGACAACCUCAUCUGCCAGGCUAUCAUCAACUCUGGCAUUGCCCUUGAGACGGUCACUGAGACAGAGGAGGAGGCAGUGGAGGAGGAGCAGGUAGAGGAUGAGGCGGCAGAGGAUCAGGCACUGGAUGGAACACCUAAAGAGGUCCUUCAGGUCACGGACGUGGAGGGCAGAAUGACAGAGAUUCAGGUGAUGGAGGAAUGUGUGGAGAUGGAGACAGAGGCUGUGGAGAUGGUGGACAUGUCUGACAAGGAGGAGGAGACCCUUCCCCAACCCAAAAUGCACAAGUGUCCUCAUUGUAGUCGCUCCUUUAAGGCCCUUAACUACCUCCGCUUUCAUGUCAAAGGUCACCUUGGCUAUAAGCCCUUCAAGUGUGUGAUGUGUCAGAAGGAGUUCCUCACAGGCUACCUGUUGAAGAAGCACAUGGAGGUCCACUUGAGUGAGAGGAGAUAUAAAUGUGGCGAAUGCGGAAAACUCUACAAGACCAUUGGACACGUUCGUGAACACAUGAGAGCCCACUCCGAGGACAGGCCGUUCCACUGCCACAGCUGUGAUAAGGGAUACAAGACCAAGAAUGCCUUACAGGUACACCAACGGACCCAUGCCCAGGAGAAGCCGUACGUGUGCCAGUUCUGCUCACGGGGAUUUAGGGAGAAGGGCUCACUAGUGCGCCACAUCCGCCAUCACACUGGAGAGAAGCCUUUCAAAUGCCACAAGUGUGGGCGGGGCUUUGCUGAGCAUGGAACCCUCAACCGCCACCUACGUGCCAAAGGGGGCUGUUUUGCAGGUCAGAAGGAGGGUUCCAGUGACGGUGAAGGGCUGGUCACAGAGGAGCAGUCGACUACAGACAACCUGGCUGCGGCAGCCAUUAUGUCAGAUGACCCACACGCUGUGCUGGUGGAGUUUUCGUCUGUGGUGGCUGACACCCAGGAGUACAUCAUCCGGGCCCCAGGAGAGGAGGGAGAGCAGGACGAGGAGGUGACUCUCAUCCAAGAUACCCAGAAUCAGAUGGGCAACCACAUCAUGAAGGUGGUACAGCAGAUCGUCAACCAAUCACGUGGUGGUGUUGGUGGCCACCAGAUCAUUGUGCACAACAUCUCCACGGAGGAGGGUGCGUCCAUCUCCGACUGCGGUGACACCAUCACCAUAGCAACGCCCGAGAACCUCACUGCGCAGGUCGCCAUGACGCUAGCCUCAGCCAUCAGUGACGGAACCCUGUUGGCAGGAGGUGGUGCCCUAGAGACACCCGAUGGCACAGUCACCAUGGUAACAACAUCGUCUGGCAGCGAGGGCCUAGUGGAGGUGCUGGAGCAGCAGCAGGAUGAGGAGUUUGUGAUCACUUCACCGGAGGAGGUGGAGAUUCAAACUGUCAUCAUAUGAGGACUUUGUGUAAUGAGGACAGAAUGUUUUAUGAAGGGUUUCUUAUAAGAACUCAGGACUUUAAAUGAGAACAUUGGUAUGAGCGGUCGUGUUAGGUCUGCUUUUUCUGUUCUGUCUGUUUUUGAAUAAGGACAAAGUGCUGCAUUUUUGUGAAGACCAUGGACACAUUGUGCAUGAUGUCUGUCAUUGUAUAAGGUCAAAAGAUUCCUUUUGUAUAAAGUUUGACAUUUUAUUGUACAGAG
Molecule: messenger RNA, 3320 nt
Organism: Esox lucius (northern pike)
Lineage: Eukaryota; Metazoa; Chordata; Actinopteri; Esociformes; Esocidae
Gene: e4f1
Product: E4F transcription factor 1
Exons: 15
Coding region: 694-3078 (794 amino acids)
Biological process (GO): regulation of transcription by RNA polymerase II
Molecular function (GO): RNA polymerase II cis-regulatory region sequence-specific DNA binding; DNA-binding transcription factor activity
Source: RefSeq, a predicted model, not a curated record